ACUGCGAGUACUCUUGCAUCAUUUCUUCAGAGCAGACUCAUCUACCUCGUUUCUUUCCACGAGUUACUCAUUCUUGGAAAUCAUCAAGAACACCAUCUCAAGGGGCCAAGUGCUCCCCACGUUUCCUCCACCCCUCUAUUGCUCCCUGCACACUUUCUAUUACUCUUUCUCGGUAACAUCAACAGUGGAGAGUAUUGCACAGCAAUUUGUCACCAGUAGCAGUGAUCAGCGAUAUGCGUCGCGAAUGCUUUGUCACAAUUGGAGCUACAGCCAAAUUUGAGGAUUUAGUAGCAGCUGCAGUCUCUGAACAAACACUUACCAAACUCAAGGAACUUGGGUACACACAUCUAACUGUCCAAGUUGGAGAUUUAGAGGACUACUUCAAGCGAAUCAGACUUCAAGACACAAAGGGCAUUAUUGUCAACCACUUUAAUUUUGACAAAGAUGGUUUGGCGCAUUACAUGAAGAAGUGCAGAGCCAAUCCUGGUCCUGAUGGAGGUUCAAUUAAUGGGCUUACUCCUUCAGAGGAGGGCCUCAUCAUUUGUCACGCUGGUAUGUUAAGCUCUGUUUUUUUAUUGUUAAUCUUCUAAUUUUUAUACCAGGAUCAGGAACAAUUUUGGAUGGCAUGCGAUUUGGCGUCCCUCUUGUUGUGGUACCAAAUGACUCCCUUCUGGACAACCACCAAGAUGAAUUGGCGGAUGAACUAGAAGCACAGGGCUAUGUCACAAAAGGCUCUCCCGAGUAAGCAUAUGAACCACCUUCAUAACAUUCAGUAGAUACGCCAGAUAUCCCAGGACCUUUCUUCUUUUCCUUCUCAUACGUCCUAAUGUCACAGGUUAAUAUAUUCAAUAACAAUUUUCUAACUGUUUCUAGGAAUCUCGCUGAAGCCAUUGAUAGAGCCACUAUGAGAUCACGAAGACCUUGGGGUCAUUCCAGCUCAAAGAGAGGUAACUUCGCUGCGCUUGUUGAUGGGACAACUCCAUGGAAUCUUCAGGAGGAUGACGCAAAGAGUCGUUAUGAUUAAGUACAUGUACCGUUCUUGGGGGCGUUUUAUUGGAGUUCUGGGCAACUUGGGUACCUGGAUUUGGUAUUUGGGUAGUGGAUGGAUAUGAUACCCAGCGUUUGAUGGAGUGAAGGUACGAACUCUUCUGUCAUGCUUUGUAAGGGAUUUAUGGAUACAACAGCGACUGAUCA
Hymenoscyphus albidus is the source of this 1194-nucleotide messenger RNA. The record is from the annotation of a GenBank genome assembly. Lineage: Eukaryota; Fungi; Ascomycota; Leotiomycetes; Helotiales; Helotiaceae.